GCCUCGGAGAUGAGCUCGGCGCCGGGGCUGCCGACACCGGGGACCUCGCUGUCCCUACGAGUAUCCUUCGUGGACGUGCAUCCCGAGGUGAUCCUUGUGCAGCUAUGGGGACUGGUGGGCCAGCGGCGGGAGGAGUACGUGCGUCUGAGCCGGGAGAUCCAGGAAGCGGCGGCCACGCGCGGCCCGUGGGCGCUGGGCGGCGCGUCGGCCUCGCCGGGCGAGCUGUGCCUGGUGCAGGUGGGGCUCAUGUGGCACCGCUGCCGCGUGGUCAGCCGGCAGGCGCAGGAGAGCCGCGUCUUCCUGCUGGACGAGGGCCGCACCAUCACGGCCGGCGCGGGGUCUCUGGCGCCCGGGCGCAGCGAGUUCUUCCACCUGCCCUCCGAGGUGCUGGGCUGCGUGCUGGCCGGCCUAGUGCCGGCGGGCGGCGGCGGCGCGGGCGGGGGUGAGCCGCAGCACUGGCCGCCCAGCGCCGUGGACUUCCUCAGCAACCUGCAGGGCCAGGAGGUGCACGGCCGGGUCCUGGAGGUCCUGCUCCCCCAACGCCUGGUCCUGCUGGAGGUGCCGGCCGUGUUCCAGCAGAUGCAGGAGCUCGGCCUGGCCCGGCAGGUGCCGGAUGGGCUCUUCCGCUCCCUACUCAAGCGCUACCUCAUGUCUGCUGGCAGGAGCCCUGGCACCCCGGUUUUCCCGCGAGUCCCGCCCAAGCAAGAGCAGCCUGGCCUGGAUUACUUCUAUCCUCAGCUGCAGUUGGGCGUGACGGAGCCCGUAGUGGUAACCCAAGUGUGCCAUCCCCACCGUAUUCACUGCCAACUCCGGAGCCUCUCGCAGGAGAUCCACCGCCUCUCUGAGAGCAUGGCCCAGGUAUACCGGGUUUUCACGGGGACAGGGGAUGAGAACUCUACCGGUACCACGUGCGAGGAGAGGGAGGAGAGCCCGGACAAGCCAGGCUCUCCGUGUGCCUCCUAUGGAUUGGAUGGACUUUGGUACAGGGCUCUUUUGCUUGAGACUUUUCGGCCCCAGCGCUGUGGCCAGGUGCUUCACGUCGACUAUGGAAGGAAGGAGUUAGUGAGUUGUAGUAGCCUUCGGUACCUGCUGCCUGAAUAUUUCCGGAUGCCUGUGGUGACCUACCCUUGUGCUUUGUAUGGACUCUGGGACUGUGGGAGAGGCUGGUCUCGGUCGCAGGUUGGUGACCUAAAGGCACUGAUUCUAGGCCAGGCAGUAAAUGCCAAGAUUGAAUUUUACUGUUCUUUUGAACAUGUGUAUUAUGUCACCCUGUAUGGAGAAGACGGAAUUAAUCUUAACAGUGCCUUUGGAGUACAGUCAUGUUGCUUGGCUGACCGAUUCCUUCAGAGCCAAGGAAUAGAGGAGGAAGAAGAAGCAGAAACAGCAUUUCAGUUUCAGUACCCUGCUGAAGAAGUGGAUGAAGAGGUUUUCCUCCCAGCUUUAAGAUCGAUCAGGUUAAAGAUGAAUGCCUUUUAUGAUGCCCAGGUAGAGUUUGUUAAAAGCCCUUCUGAGUUUUGGAUUAGGUUGAAGAAACACAAUGGCACCUUCAGCAAGCUUAUGAGGCGAAUGUGCAGUUUUUAUUCUUCAGCCAGUAAGUUGGAUGGUGUGGUUUUGAAACCUGAGCCUGAUGACCUCUGCUGUGUCAAAUGGAAAGAAAACGGCUAUUACCGGGCCAUCGUCACCAGAUUAGACAGCAGGAGUGUGGAUGUGUUCCUAGUUGACAGGGGCAGUUCAGAACGCGUGGACUGGCACGAUGUAAGGGUGUUACUGCCUCAGUUUAGGCAGCUGCCGACAUUGGCUUUGACCUGCACCCUGGCUGAUAUUUGGCCUUUGGGGAAAACUUGGAGCCAGGAGGCAAUUUCCUUUUUUAAGAAGACCGUACUCCACAAAGAACUAGUCAUCCACGUCCUCGAUAAGCAGGAUCAUCAGUAUGUUAUAGAGAUUCUUGAUGAAUCAAGAGCAGGGGAAGAAAAUAUUAGUAAGGUCAUUGCUCAAGCUGGCUAUGCCAACUAUCAGGAAUUUGAAACCAAAGAAAAUGUCCCAGUGAAUGCCUGCUCCCCAGGGCAUGUGCCAAGCCAUUUCAUUGCUGAGAAUAACAAAAUACCUUCCGCUAAGAAGGUAGAAGGGGAACAGAGAGCUCUGAGAGAUAGUAAAACCACAUCUGUUUCAGAAGCGUUGACUGCCGCGACAGUUGUUAAAAAUGUUUCCGCUGGACAAGUUAUGCAGGAAAAAGAGAAAAUUUCAUCUGUGUAUUCUCCUGGUACACAGAAUUUCUCAAAAGUUGACCCAGACUCUUCUUGUAAAGGAGAGCUAAAAGUUGGAAGUACAGUAGAAGUCAAAGUGUCUUAUGUUGAAAACCCCGGCUAUUUCUGGUGUCAGUUAACCAGAAACACACAAGCACUUAGAACACUAAUGUGUGAUAUUGAGGAGUACUGCAAAAAUAUACCAGCUCCUUUCCAGGGGAACACUCCUGCUUGUUUGGCAAAGCGAAAAGCAAAUGGAAAAUGGUCCAGAGCUCUGAUUAGUGGUGCACAAUCUUCAGAGCACGUCACAGUAAUGUUUGUAGACUACGGAGACAAAGACAUGGUGUCCGUGAAGAAUAUAUAUUCAAUUAGUGAUGAGUUUCUCAAGGUUAGGGCUCAGGCUUUUAGGUGCAGUCUUUAUAAUUUAAUUCAACCAACUGGUGAUAAUCCCUUUGUUUGGGAUGAAAAGGCAAUACAAGCUUUUAGCGGAUUUGUAGAUAACGCAUGGCAAAACAAUCUAGAAUUAAAAUGCACAAUAUUUGCUCUGGCAUCUGCACGUGAUGAAGAACUAUUCAAUGUUGUAGAUUUGCUGACACCCUUUCAGAGCGCAUGCCAUUUCUUGGUAGAAAGGAGACUUGCAAGACCCGUGAAACUUCAGAAGCCUCUGGAGUCUUCUGUCCAGCUGCAUUCCUACUACUAUUCUACACAUGACAUGAAAAUUGGAAGUGAAGAAUCGGUGUACGUAACACACGUUGAGGACCCUUGGACAUUUUACUGCCAGCUGGCAAGAAAUGCAAAUAUUUUAGAACAGCUAUCAGGUAGCAUUACACAAUUAAGUCAAGUUUUGCUGAAUUUACAAACAUCUCCCUUGAUCCCUAGCACCUUGUGCCUUGCCAGGUAUACCGAUGGAAACUGGUACAGGGGGAUAAUAAUUGAAAAAGAGCCUAACAAAGUCUUCUUUGUUGAUUUUGGGAACAUUUAUGUAACAAGUGACAAUCUCCUUUCAAUACCUCGGGAUGCAUAUGAUGUUUUACUUUUGCCCAUGCAAGCCAUAAAAUGCUCACUCUCUGAUAUUCCUAAUCAUAUUCCAGAAGAAGUCACAACAUGGUUUCAGGAGACUAUUUUAGAUAAGUCAUUGAGAGCCUUGGUUGUAGCAAAAGAUCCAGAUGGAAGACUGAUUAUAGAACUGUAUGAUGACAGUAUUCAAAUUAAUGCUAGUAUUAAUGAGAAGUUAGGGCUGCUUGGUUACAAAAGCAGAAUAAGGAAAAAAAAGAAAGAAAAUGAAGCACACCUGCCUACCACUGAAACUCUUGAAGAAAAAAAGGAAAAUGUGAAGUUGUCACCUACAAAGUAUUUAAGUAAAUCAGGAGAGAACCAAUUGCCCAGUGUAGAGAUUUUGGGAGACCCUAAGGUCAGCUCAGCAUGUAAGGAGCUCAAAUAUUUACAAAGCUCAACAAAGACAAACUUGUUCCCUCAAUACCAAAAUUCUCUGGGAAACAAAAAUGACCAAGUGUUUCCAUUGAUAAGUGAAAAGAAAGAUAUAUUUGCUGAGCCACCACUGAAAGCCACAAAACUGGAAGCCAGUCUUCCCGAGAGAAGAAUAGGGGAUUCGUGUAAAGAAGAUUUGCCUCUAAAAUUUUGUGAGUUCCCACAGAAGACAAUACUGCCCGGGUUUAAAACAACUGUCUAUGUUUCACAUAUUAAUGAUCUUUCAGACUUUUACAUUCAGUUAACAGAAGAUGAGGCUCAAAUUAACCGUCUUUCAGAGAGAUUAAAUGAUGUUAAAACAAAGCCCAAAUACUAUACAGGUCCACCUUUGCAAAGUGGAAAUGUGAUAUGUGCCAUUUUCCCAGAAGACAAUUUGUGGUACCGUGCAGUGGUCAAGGAACGACAAUCCAAUGACCUUCUCUCUGUACAGUUUAUAGAUUAUGGCAACGUAUCUGUGGUUCACGCUAACAAAACAGGCAAGCUCGACCUAGUUAAUGCACUGUUACCAGGACUGUGCAUUCAUUGCUCCUUAAGGGGGCUUUGGGUCCCUGACAUUAUACACUGUAAGCAAAUGAUGCGUUACUUCUCUCAAAGGACCGAUGAGGCUCAAGUAAGGUGUGAAUUUGUUAAAUUUCAAGACAGAUGGGAAGUCAUUCUUGCGGAUGAACACGGCAUCAUAGCAGAAGAUAUAAUUAGUAGAUAUGCUGUCAGUGAAAAAUCUCAAAUAGGACUUCCUCCCCAAAUAAUUAAAGGGGAUUGCUCAAAGUCUGUGGACAAACUGGACAUUGACACUUCAGUAUUUCUUAACUGGUACAGUCCAAAAAUGAAGAUAGUAAGAGCUUAUGCCACUGUGAUAGAUGGACCUGAGUAUUUUUGGUGCCAGUUCGCAAAUACUGAGAAACUCCAGUAUUUAGAAAUAGAAGUUCAAAUGGCUGGAAAGCACGUAACAGAUUGGAGAAAAUAUAUCCCAUGUCCUCACAUUGGAGAUCCUUGUAUAGUGAAAUACAGAGAAGAUGGGCAUUAUUAUAGAGCUCUUAUCACGAAUGUUUGUGAAGACGAUCUUAUAUCUGUCAGGCUUGUGGACUUUGGAAAUGUUGAAGACUGUGUGGACCCAAAAGCACUCUGGAUUAUUCCUUCUGAACUUCUGUCCAUUCCCAUGCAAGCCUUUCCUUGUUGCCUUUCAGGAUUUAACGUUUCAGAAGGUAUAUGCCCUCAAGAGGGAAAUGAUUAUUUUUAUGAAAUAGCAACAGAAGAUGUGUUAGAAAUAACAAUAUUAGAAAUCAAAAGGGAUGUUUGUGACAUCCCUUUAGCAAUUGUUGACUUGAAAAGCAAAGGUGAAAGUAUUAAUGAGAAAAUGAAGAAAUAUUCUAAGAUUGGCAUCGCUAAGAGUGACCUGUCCUAUGAAAAAAAUGGCCCAGAGAUAAAGGGAGCCCUUCUGACCCUCAGCCCUGAUGUUGGACUUAAGAAAUCAAGUAAUAAAGCUGUUCAAGAGAAGACUUUAUAUGUGGAACCACAGACAGAUGAGCUCUCUGAAAGAAUUGAAAAAGAUUUAAACAUUAUGGAAACCAAACCAAGUAAAUUCUAUGACCUUGGAACUGAUAACAUUUUUGAAGCUUUUGAAAACUUGUGCAAAGAUAAAAUGGGUUUUGAGAUGCUAGAAGAUAACAUAGAGUGCCAUUUGGUUGAUCCAGGAAAGUUUGAUGAUAAAUUCCUUAUUACAGAAUUUAACACAUUGCCACAUGUUAGUGAAACAAAGGAGAUAUUAGAGCUGAAUUCACUUGAGGUUCCACUGUCCCCUGAUGAUGAAUCCAAAGAAUUCUUAGAACUAGAAUCCAUCGAGUUACAGCAUUCUCUAGUUGGGGAUGAAGAAAAAGAGGAGCUAGGCUUGGGGCCACCAAUUGUGCCCCUGUCCCAAGACUGUGACACAGAAGCCACCCUGGAACCAUUUCCAGUGCAUCUUUCCCUCAGCUGUGAAGCUGAGAACCAACCAGAACUAGAACUACCCAUAGCUCAGUUGCCUCUAGAUGAUGCUAUAAACCCUCUACCCAUUAGAGUUGGUCAGAAAACCCAAGAAUCCCAGUGUGUUGAAGACGUGACAGAGUCAAGCUGUGUAGGGUCUUUUGAUGAGCAGCACACCAUGUCACUGCACCUACAUGGGAAGAGCUGUGAGCCCCAAAUGCACUUGGAAAUGAAUAUAUUUGAAGAAGAAUUUCCAGAAUAUAAAAACAUGGAUGCCCUUGCUUCAUUGACAUCUUUGUUCUCGGAAGAAGAAUCCAGAGAUGAAAAGAAACACACUCGUGCCUUGCCAGAUCAUGUCUCAGUUCAGCCACAAAACACCUAUACUCUGGAAGGGUUUACAGUUGGAUCCAAAUGUGUUGUAUGGUCAAGUCUAAGAAACACAUGGUCUAAAUGUGAGAUUUUGGAAAUAGCUGAAGAAGGAACAAGGGUUUUUAACCUUUCAAGUGGUAUGGAAGAGAUAGUGAGCCCUGAGAAUGUCUGGAAUGGCAUUCCCAAAUUGGAUAAAAGUCCAUCUGAGGCUGUGUUCCAAACAAUGGAAAAAGAUCUUUCCUUCAUGCUACCAGAUGAUACUGCAAUUAAAGGUAAGCUGUGCUUUGAAAACAAAAAUACUUCUAUCAUCCAGAACUGCUAAGCCAUAAAGAUACCAUUAUCCUGAAUCUCAAAAACAAAAUGGUUUAUUAAUUUCCUUGGGCAUCAGUGCUACAAAAACACGUUUGAACAUGUUUAUGGAGAUAAAUAACCCAGAGGAAGAUUACCUGAAGUGUCACAGGAAAUUUGUUGAUUGAGUGACUCUCGAAAGCUAAAUGAUGAAUCUGCUGAAGUUCAUAUUUUAAGGACCUUUAAAGGAUAUUCUCAGUACUAAUUAGCUUAUGUUUGCAUAUGAUCUCUGUAUGUUAAUAUUUUGGAGUUUCCAGUUUUUAGUUUAUCUGCCUGAUAAAAUUCCAUUUGUUGGGUAUUCUCAGUCAUUGCAUGUUACCGUUCAUAAAUAACACAUUUAGAAUGGUAGCUUUAGUAGUAUAUAGAAAAGUACACACUAAAACAACAACUGUCAGUUGUCAGGCCUAUCAAAAUAGAAAAUAGGGCAAUUUCAUAAGCUUUUAAAGAAACUUUAUUUGAUAAUAGGCACAGUAUGCAACCCAAAGUGGUAAAAAAAAAAGAAAAUGUAUACCUAUAGGA
Molecule: messenger RNA, 6926 nt
Organism: Castor canadensis (American beaver)
Lineage: Eukaryota; Metazoa; Chordata; Mammalia; Rodentia; Castoridae
Gene: Tdrd6
Product: tudor domain containing 6
Source: RefSeq, a predicted model, not a curated record